AUGCGUCCCACGACCUCCGCCCUACUCCGACAUGCGCAAUUGCGCCAACGUCUCGGACAGAAGUCACUAUCUACAACAAGACAUAUUCAUAUUCGUAUGCAGCCGCGGUGCGCCAAUUGGCCUCAUUUUGCCAAUAACAAUGCCUUAUGCAGGCCUACAAACACUAAUCUCCGUACCAUCCCACCGAAACCAGUCGCAUUGGCCAAGUACAGCUCCAGUAGCCCAGCGCCCUCGAACCAGCCAUCGACGACAGCAUUUCUAAACCCUGUGACUCACUAUCGUCCCCCGCAGACUGGCCUGAUUGCAUCUCUUCCUCAAUCAUGGAUACCAUAUGCCGAGCUACUGCGACUCGACAAGCCCGCGGGCACAUACUACCUGUUCUUUCCCUGCGCAUUCUCAACGCUUCUUGCCGCUCCCAUGGCAUCUUCUACUCCACUGGAAGUCCUCUGGACUACGGGGUUGUUCUUCACUGGCGCUUUGAUAAUGCGCGGUGCGGGGUGUGCGAUCAAUGAUCUAUGGGACAGAAACCUCGAUCCUCAUGUUGAGCGCACCAAAUUCCGCCCAAUUGCUCGCGGCGCAAUAUCCCCACGGAAUGCCGUGAUAUUCACUGGAUUCAACCUUUUGGCAGGCUUGGGAGUCCUCCUGCAGUUCCCCUUCCAAUGCCUAUACUACGGGAUUCCCAGUCUCCUUUUGGUGACGACAUAUCCUCUUGCGAAACGCGUCACCUACUAUCCACAAGCCGUUCUCGGAUUGACCUUUUCGUGGGGUGCCAUCAUGGGUUUCCCCGCCUUGGGUAUCGAUCUUCUCUCCAACCACGACGCUCUGGGUGCAGCGGCGGCGCUGUACUCCAGCUGCGUCGCAUGGACGGUGCUAUACGACAUGAUCUAUGCCCACAUGGACAUUAAAGAUGACGUUGCAGCAGGCAUCAAAUCGAUCGCCCUCCGUCAUGAACACAACACCAAGACCGUCCUCUCCGGCUUAGCAGCUGUUCAAGUGGGAUUACUCGCUGCUGCGGGAGUCGCUGCCGGCGCGGGACCUAUCUUCUUCGUUGGUAGCUGUGGAAGCGCUGCGCUUACUCUCGGGACCAUGAUUUGGAAGGUUCAAUUGAAGAACGUCCAGAAUUGCUGGUGGUGGUUCAAGAACGGCUUGCUUUACAUCGUUUAUGCUGACAAAGCAUUCCGGCCGCUGUCCCGGCCCUCAUACAUCCUGCCGUCUCGCCCGGCGGCCUUCCAGCUCCCCUCGAUCCUCCACGCCCGACUCCUGUCCUCCGAAACGAGGUCCGCGAUUGACAAGGCGAUUGCCUCCGCCCCCGUCGUUCUCUUCAUGAAGGGGACCCCGGAGACUCCGCAGUGCGGUUUCUCCCGCGCAAGCAUCCAGAUCCUGGGCCUGCAGGGAGUCGACCCUAAGAAGUUUGUUGCGUUCAAUGUUCUGGAGGAUCCUGAGCUGCGCGAGGGUAUCAAGGAAUAUUCUGACUGGCCCACCAUCCCGCAAUUGUAUCUUGACAAGGAGUUCGUCGGUGGCUGCGAUAUUCUGAUGUCGAUGCAUCAGAACGGCGAUCUGGCAAAGAUGCUUGAAGAGAAGGGCGUGCUGGUUGCUGCUGACUAG
Molecule: messenger RNA, 1605 nt
Organism: Aspergillus terreus NIH2624
Lineage: Eukaryota; Fungi; Ascomycota; Eurotiomycetes; Eurotiales; Aspergillaceae
Product: putative para-hydroxybenzoate-polyprenyltransferase Coq2
Exons: 4
Coding region: 1-1605 (534 amino acids)
Biological process (GO): ubiquinone biosynthetic process
Cellular component (GO): mitochondrial inner membrane
Molecular function (GO): 4-hydroxybenzoate polyprenyltransferase activity
Source: RefSeq, a predicted model, not a curated record